Molecule: messenger RNA, 6120 nt
Organism: Closterium sp. NIES-65
Lineage: Eukaryota; Viridiplantae; Streptophyta; Zygnematophyceae; Desmidiales; Closteriaceae
Source: the annotation of a GenBank genome assembly
AUGCCAGGCCCUAACAAGCCAAGUUGCCGUUCUUCCCUCAUUCUCAUCCUCGUCCUCCUCUCCCUCUUACCAUCUUUCAAUGUGUCACCGACAAUGUCGUGGACGGUAACGGUAACGUCGCCGGUAACGGCGACGGCGGCGAAAGUAAUCGGAGCGGAGAGAGUUACUUACAAGUCCCCAGAUCCGAACGAAGAGGAGAACUUAGAAGCUGCGUUAGGCAAGAUUAAAGCCCCAGUUCAGGCCUUAACGGUGCCAACCCUCCGAAAGACUCUAGCGGAGCAUUCUCGCGUCCUUGUAGUGUUCUUCAAUAAGGAGGAUAAGGCGUUUCCGUUGCUCGUGGAUGACGUCUCCGGCGCGAAACCGGAGUUGACUAAGCUGGGUGUGACUGUAGCGAUGGUGGAUGGAGUCGCGGCGGGCGAAAGCGUUCGCGAAGAGUUCAAGGCGUAUGGCGACAUGCCGAAUUUCGUGCUCGUCAGGGACGGAGUUUUCAGACCCAUCAGAGGCUACCCCGAGAGUGACGAGCUCAUCACCUUUGUGAAGAAGCGCCUUGGGCUGUCGGUCACUGACGAGCUCGUCACCUUUGUGAAGAAGCGCCUGGGCCUGUCAGUGACCCACCUCUCCGCCUCGGAAGCACACAAGGCACACUCCCUGCUCGCUGCUUCCAACGCCAUCGCCCUCGCCCUCCUGCACUCCCUCAAGGUUGGUGUGUGCGCCUCGCCUCUCUGUCUGCCCAGUCUGUCUGUCAGUCACCCACCUCGCCACCUCAGUCGCACACAAGGCACACUCUCUGCUCGCUGCCCAUCGCUGCUUCCAGCGCCAUCGCCCUCGCCCUCCUGCACUCCCUCAAGGUUGGCUGGUGUGUGUCUCCUCUCGCUCUGCUCUUCUCUCUCUGCUCCUCGCUCUCUGCUCGUCUCUCUCGGCUGCUCUCUUUCUCUGCUCCUCUCUCUCUGCGCGUCUCUCUCAGCUGUUCUCUCUCUGCUCCUCUCUCUGUUCUCCUCUCUGCCCGUCGCUCUUCCUAUCCGUCUGUCAACCGCUCUGUCAACCGCUCUGUCAACCGCUAACCUUUCUGUGCUGCACACUCACAACACGCACCCUCUGCUCUCUCCCUGCUCCUCUCUCUCCCUGCUCCUCUCUCUCUCUGCGCGUCUCUCCCUGCUCCUCUCUCUACUCACCUCUCUGUUCCUCUCUCUACUCACCUCUCUGCUCCUCUCUCUGCUCCUCUCUCUGUUCUCCUCUCUGCUCGUCGCUCUUCCUGUCCGUCUGUCAACCGCUCUGUCAACCGCUCUGUCAACCGCUCUGUCAACCGCUCUGUCAGCCGCUAACCUUUCUGUGCUGCACACUCACAACACGCACCCUCUGCUCUCUGCCCUCUCUACUCUCUCCAACGCCAUUGGCCCUGAGACAGAAGCUUUUGCGGCAGCUUCCCGCGACAUUGGCCCUGAGGCAGAGGCUUUCGCAGAAGCUUCCCGCGACAUUGACGAUAUCGAGUUUAUCGCGACGACAGACGCUAACAUUGCUGCAGAGUUCAGGAUUGUGAGCAAGGAGCGGCCGACAGUGGCAGUUAUUAAGAAGGAAGAUGAGAAGUUCGUGGCUCAUGACGGUCCCUUCACCAGCAGUGCCAUUGCCGCCUUUGUAACGGCGAACAAGCUGCCUCUGGUUACCACCUAUGACGAGGAGAGCCAGUACACGAUCUUUAACAGUGACAUAAAGAAACAAGUGCUGCUUCUGGCAACGAAUGGGACCUACCCGCAGCACCUGCCAGUGGUGAAGGAGGCUGCCAUGCGGGUGAAAGGACUGGCCCUCUUUGUCUACAUCAACAGCGACCUCCCGGAAUCAGAACACGCUCUGGAGUACUUUGGCUUCAGGCACGGCGAUACUGCGGUAAGCAUGGGUUCGGUGCGGUGUGCCGUUUCCAAGAACUUGCCUCUCCAUCCCUCUGCUCUGCCCACUCCCGCUCCUCUAUCAUUCCCUCCUCACAUCAUGGGCGUGGUGUCCAAUGAGACAGAUAAGGUCAAGUUUGAGUUCAACGGGCACUGCGCUCCCUCUACCUACCUAUGCUUCUUUCUGCCUCCCAUCUACUUCUACCUACCUCUACUUCAGCUCAAGAGGCUCUUUGCUCUGCUUCUACCUACCUCUCCUUACCUCCUUCUGCCUCCCAUUUCCCUUGGCCUGCCUGCCUCCCUCCUCACAUCAUGGGCGUGGUGUCCAAUGAGACGGAUAAGGCACCACCAACCGAUUCAUCAGGCUUCUGCUCGCGAGCUUGCCGCUGAAGCACUGGAGUCAUUGUUUUCUGUCCCGCGCCCUCUUAAAUACACGCCAACUCCCUUGAUAUCUUUUCAAAUCACUGAUUUCUUUCUCCCCUCUCACCGCUUUCUCAAACAUGCGCCACCACAGGCCUUUGCUCGUGAGCUUGCUGCCGACCGUGUGGAGCCUUAUUACCUCUCCGACCCCAUCCCAGAGAAGAGCCCUACUACCUCUCCCUCCUUCCCUCUCACUCUAUACCUCGCCUCUGCCCUCUCCUUCCACCCUGCCUGCACUCUUCCUUCCCGCCUCAAACAUCAUUGCGUGCAGAAUGACGGGCCAGUGCUGACGGUGGUGGGGAAGAGCGGAUUCCAAAUCCUCUCUCAUUGCACCCCUUCCUCCAAUGCGUGCAGAAUGACGGGCCAUCCUCUCUCAUUGCACCCCUUCCUCCAAUGCGUGCAGAAUGACGGGCCAGUGCUGACGGUGGUGGGGAAGAGCGGAUUCCAAAUGCUGACGGUGGUGGGGAAGAGCGGAUUCCAAAGUCCCAGCCUCAUUGCUCUGUUCUCAUUCCCCAUCCAUCCCUCUCACUCCGUGAAUGACGGGCCGGUGCUGACGGUGGUGGGGAAGAAUUUCAAGGAGAUCGUGAUGGACAGAACCAAGGACGUGCUACUCAAGGAGAUCGUGAUGGACAGAACCAAGGACGUGCUACUCAAGAUCGACGUGGAUCACUGUCAGGACUGCACAGACUUCGACCCCACCUUCAAGAAGCUCGCUCUUAAAUUCUCUGAUGUGCCCUCGCUCGUCUUUGCGCGGAUGAAUGCGCGCAACAACGAAUACCCGGGCCUGGAGGUGUCGGCCUUCCCCACGCUGCUGCUCUACCCCGCCAAUCGCAAGUCUGAUCCGAUCGACACGCACCACACCCGCCUCGGUCCGUUGACCGACUUUGUUGUGAGGAACUCGGCCAUUCCGGUUAAGAUGCCCUCUGAGGUGCCACCUCAGAGGCCGUCCCAGCGCUCCAGGUCAAAGGAGGAGGCGGAAGAGGAGAAGGAGCUUCGCCGCAGCUCAUUGACUCACAGGCAGCUCCACGUGGCCCUCAGUGAGUCUCUUUCCCACCUCUCUCCUCCCUCCCUUUCUCUCGUCCUCAACCCUCAGGGCCCGAUACCCGAGCGCCUGGAGACUGUGUGUUUGGCGCACGCAAUACCAGCAGUGCACCAGCUGACCGGCCCCAUACCCCAGCGAUUGGAGACGGUGUGUGUGGCGUACGCGGUAGCAGCAGUGCACCAGCUGACCGGCCCGAUACCCCAGCGCCUGGAGACUGUGUGUUUGGCGCACGCGGUGGCAGCAGUGCACCAGCUCACCGGUCCCAUCCCCCAGCGCUUGGAGACUGUGUGUUUGGCGCACGCAGUAGCAGCAGUGCAUCAACUCACCGUGCGAGUGCUCUGGCUCUCAGAUGAGCCGCCAGCAAGCCAACAACAGCCGCAGCAGCAGAGGCAGAGGGCGGGCAUGCCAUACGUGCCGUUCUCAGCCCUGUUUGAGCCGGCGCUGACGGUGGUGGAGACGAAUCUCUCCGCUGCUGACGCCACCAGGCGGUUCAUCCACGAGCUCUUCACUCCCAAGGCGGUGAGUGCAGUGCGGUUCCGUCUUCCUCCCUUUUCCCCUCGCUCUAUCUCCCUCCCUUCCCCCUUCCAUUCCUCUCUAGCCCCCUCGCAGCACCAGUACGACCCGUGCUUCCAAGACACAAGUGCUACGCGUCUGGUGUGGGCGCACGUGCAGAAGUGCUACGCGUCUGGUGUGGGCGCACGUGCAGAAGUGCUACGCGUCUGGUGUGGGCGCACGUGCAGAAGUGCUACGCGUCUGGUGUGGGCGCACGUGCAGAAGUGCUACGCGUCUGGUGUGGGCGCACGUGCAGAAGUGCUACGCGUCUGGUGUGGGCGCACGUGCAGAAGUGCUACGCGUCUGGUGUGGGCGCACGUGCAGAAGUGCUACGCGUCUGGUGUGGGCGCACGUGCAGAAGUGCUACGCGUCUGGUGUGGGCGCACGUGCAGAAGUGCUACGCGUCUGGUGUGGGCGCACGUGCAGAAGUGCUACGCGUCUGGUGUGGGCGCACGUGCAGAAGUGCUACGCGUCUGGUGUGGGCGCACGUGCAGAAGUGCUACGCGUCUGGUGUGGGCGCACGUGCAGAAGUGCUACGCGUCUGGUGUGGGCGCACGUGCAGAAGUGCUACGCGUCUGGUGUGGGCGCGGCUGCACCCCUCACCUUCCGCUGUUGCUGAGUUUGUGUUGCUCUCUUCCAUCUCCCCCUCCUUGUCGCCGCCACCCACAGGAGGACUGGCAGGAGGAGCGGGUGGGGUGUCUGGUGUGGGCGCACGUGCAGAAGUGCUACGCACGGCUGCAGCCCUCCCCUGCUGUGGCUGCUAUGGUGCGAGAGGAGGGGUUGAACCAGACGCGAGUGGACAGCAGCAUUGGCGUGUACCUGGAUGUGAGUCUGCAGUGCACGAGGACACGCGUGGAGGGCAGCAUUGGCGUGUACCUGGAUGCCACCCCCAGAGGCACCUGCCCCGGCUGUCCCUCCUCUCUCAAUCCUUCCGACUGUGCCGCCCGGACUCUCGCGCUCACCAUGCUCCACCGCCCGUCGAUCGACUUCACGCUCGGCUCCGCCGCCCAGUCGCACCCGGCGCACAUCGUCUCUUUCUUUGAUGCCGACCGCGCGCCGUACGUGUCGCCGUCCGCCGCGUUCCGGGCGGCAAACUGCGGAGAGAAGCUGGUGCAGGCGAUGGGGGAGAAGGGGGAGGGGGCGGCUGAGAGGCUUGCAGAAUUGGUACUGACAUGCAAGCAACGAGAGGCGAUGGGGGAGAAGGGGAAGGGGGCGGCUGAGAGGCUGGCAGAAUUGGUACUGACUUGCAAGCAGCGAGAGUUGGCUGAUCUCUUUCUGCUCGCGCAAACCACCGGGCUGGUGGUGAUGGAGCCCAGCACGCUCUCAGACUUCAUCGCAGCGAGGGGGAGGCACCGUCUCCCCUCCUUCCGCCUCUUCACGCCGCUGUGCCUGGCUGAGCGCGCCUGGCCCAUGACUGUUCAGCCAUUCGCCUACUUCUUUGCUGUGGAACCAACCCUAGGCAUAGCCUACUGCAGCAUGCCCAAGGUCGCCUGCACGGGAUGGAAGAUGUGGCUGCGAGCCAUGCUCGGCCUGCCCAAACCCCGAGACCCCUUCCUCGCACACAGCCACAAGACCUCAGGCUUGGGAGACCUCUCACAGAAAUACUCAGAAAAGCAAGCCACAAAGCUCAUGACACGCCGCACCAUGUUUAAAUUCACGUUCGUUCGGAACCCGUACGUGCGGAUCGCGUCGACGUACCUGAACAAGCUCGUGAUCACCGAUGCUCCGGAGAGGAAGGAGGGGUGGGGGACGCGGAAGUUUUGGAACCAGGAGUUUUUUGGGACCGCAAAGAGGAUUCUGGAUUUAUUGAAGGAUCCGGCGACGGAUCUUGUGAGCUUCCCGGAUUUUAUUCGGUUGUUGGAUCAUCUGAGGCGGACGCGUGUCAAGACGGACCGGCACAUCUCCAGACAGGUGGACAUUUGUGGCCUGGCGCACGUUCAGUAUGACUUUGUGGGUCGAUUUGAGCACUUGGAGGAGGAUGUGAGGCGGGUUACAGCGAGGUUCAACGACUCGCAUCUUGAUAUUUUCAACUUCGGCAAGUCGGUGCAUGCGACGAAUUCUGAGGCGCAACUCGCUCGGCUUUAUGACAGGGAUACGGUGCUGACUGUUUCUCGCAUAUUCAAGAGUGACCUCAAUGUUCCCCUCAACAACAUAACAUACGACAUGCCGGAUAUUCUGCGGAAACUUGUGGAAGGUGGUGCAAGUGGUGACACCAAGGUGCAAUGA